Molecule: messenger RNA, 1018 nt
Organism: Phlebotomus papatasi
Lineage: Eukaryota; Metazoa; Arthropoda; Insecta; Diptera; Psychodidae
Product: GPN-loop GTPase 2
Exons: 1
Coding region: 88-996 (302 amino acids)
Cellular component (GO): cytoplasm
Molecular function (GO): GTPase activity
Source: RefSeq, a predicted model, not a curated record
CGUUUGUUUGUUUUGAUUUUAGAAUUCGCAGUUCGCUAAAAAAUAAUCUUUUUAUUGAUAUUUAUUUGUGAAACUAAUUAAAAAAAAAUGACGACAAACAGGAAUCUCGAUGUGAAAAAUCCUCUCUUUGGACAAUUGGUUGUGGGACCUCCUGGAAGUGGAAAGACAACGUAUUGUGAGAAAAUGUUGAAGUUCCUCCGGGAUUUGGGUCGAAAGGCUGAAGUGGUUAAUCUGGAUCCUGCCAACGAUGGGAUGGAGUACCAGGCUGAUAUAAAUGUUAUGAAUUUGAUCACUGUGGAGGAUGCAAUGAGCCACUUGGGACUGGGUCCCAAUGGAGCCCUAAUCUACUGCAUGGAGUACCUGGAGACGAACUUCGAUUGGCUGCUGAAGCAAAUCAAGGCUUCCAAGAGCAACUACUUUAUCUUCGACUGUCCUGGCCAAGUGGAACUCUACACCCAUCACGAUUCAAUGUCCAAGAUGUUUGCGAAAUUGGAAGAAAUGGGAUAUCAUUUAUGUGUCGUUCAUCUCGUGGAUUCGCAUUAUUGCUCUGAGCCAUGGAAAUUCAUCUCGACGCUUUUCCUCUCCCUCAACACCAUGCUCCAAAUGGCUCUGCCGCAGAUCAAUGUCCUCAGUAAGGCUGACCUUCUUAAGCAGUUCGAGUCUAAACUGGCUUUUGGAAUGGAUUUCUAUACAGAAGUCUUGGAUCUCCAGUAUCUCCUUGAAGCUCUGGAUGCUGCUCCCGGAAUGGGCAAAUACAAAAAGCUGAAUGCAGCUAUUGUAUCCAUGAUUGAGUCCUACAGCCUGGUUUCCUUCCAUCUUCUGGAUUCUAACAAGACUGAGAGCCUUCUUCGGCUCAAAAAUGCCAUCGACAAGGCCAAUGGGUUCGUUUACGGAGCAGGAGAAGAGGCCAGCAUAAAUUCUCUACUGGCCUGUGCAGUUGGAGCUGAAACAGAAAGUGAAAGAAUGGAAAAAGGAAUAAAUCCGUAUUUGCAUUAAAAUUUUAUUUUUUGUUUUAUUU